Messenger RNA from Esox lucius (northern pike), 4022 nucleotides. RefSeq names its product armadillo like helical domain containing 3 (gene armh3). The transcript is spliced from 26 exons. Gene Ontology annotation, cellular component: cytosol. Lineage: Eukaryota; Metazoa; Chordata; Actinopteri; Esociformes; Esocidae. The coding region runs from base 386 to 2455 and encodes 689 amino acids. The record is from RefSeq and is a predicted model, not a curated record. Gene Ontology annotation, biological process: regulation of Golgi organization.
CAACCAAAACAUUUGUUCAACUGAAUCAGAUGUGCAAGAGAGAUAAAAGCAUUAUAGUGCAAUACAAUUAGCAGCAAGAGCGUAUGAUGGUAUAAUGAUUUGUAGGAGUAUUGAAUUAAUAUAUUAUAAUAUUUCUGCCCUAAUUGGUGAAUUGAUUGUUGCUGUGGGCAGAAGAUUUAGUAGAUUGUAUUGCAUGCAGCAUUCUUUGAAAGUGUACCUUCAGAUUCAGUACAGUACAGUGCAGUGCAGUCAGGCGCUAGGACCACUUCUCCAGACAAGCAAAGGGUAGUCUCACUCAACUAGCUAGUAGUAGAAAGCUAACGUUUGGUUUCUACGGGCGAACGGUAUGGAUUCAUAGAAAUACUUGCCUGAUUGAGACCCAGUCAUGUCUCAGGUGGAAAAGAAGGCGGGGCUCCUGAGGAGGACCUCAUCCUCUAAAAAACCCCUGAAGGAGAAAGUGGUACUGAUGUACGAUGAGAUAUUUGCGAAAGAGGACCCAGCCAAGAACAACCCUCGCUUUUGGGAUGAACUGUUUCUCAUGAAGGUGAAUCUGGAAUACCUGGAGACCAAGCUCGAGUGUCUGGAUGGAGAUGAGUUGAUGAAGACGAAGGACAACGUCAACAGCCUGUUCCACCAUUGUGUGCAGACCCUCGCAGAGGAGCACCAGAUCAAAGUGGUCAACGCCCUACAGACGCUGUGUGCCUUGUUCCGUGGAGUUCACCAGAAGAACAAGUCAGCGUCAGGUUUUGACAUCAUUAACAUGCUCAUGGGCUUUGACAAGGCUGAACACCGCAUGAAGGAUCUGAUGGAGAGUUUGGACAGCCUGCUCUGUGGGGAGGGUUCAGAAAGUCUCAAGGCCCUUUGUCUCAAACUACUGCUGUGUUUAGUGACGGUCACAGACAACAUCAGUCAGAACACCAUUCUGGAGUAUGUCAUGAUCAACAGUAUCUUUGAGGCCGUUCUACAGAUCCUGUCUGAUGUGUCCAGUAGAGGGCGACAUGGUUACGAUGCUGUUGUGCUACUGGCCCUGCUGGUUAACUACAGGAAAUAUGAGUCUGUGAAUCCCUACAUCGUCAAGCUCUCCAUAUUGGAUGAUGAACCCACCUUAGAUGGAAUGGGUUUGGUGGUGGGCCAGGCUUUGACAGAAUAUAACAGACAGUACAAAGACAAGGAGGAGGAGAACCAGGGAGGUUUCUUCUCGACACUGACCAGCAUGGUGGGCAGUAUGUUCAUUGCCGAUGCAGAAGAGAAGCUGUCUGUACAGACGAAUGAGGCGAUUCUUCUGGCGUUGUAUGAAGCUGUGCACCUCAACCGAAACUUCAUCACCGUUCUCGCUCAGAGCCACCCAGAGAUUGACAUCCCGACCACGCCCACCACCCCUGUACCGACCACUCCCACAACUCCACUGGGCACAACCCCGCCCUCUACAGAUGUGAUGAACUCGUCAGAGCUGCCUUUGGACCCCAACCUCCAGACCAGCAACCUGCUCAUCACCUUCCUGAAAUACUCCUCUAUCGUCAUGCAGGACACUAAAGAUGAACACAGGCUGAACAGUGCCAGACUCUGCCUGAUCAUCCUGACCUGCAUAGCAGAGGACCAGUAUGCUGAUGCCUUUCUUCAUGAUGACAACAUGAACUUCAGAGUCAACCUACACAGAAUGCCCAUGAGACACCGAAAAAAAGCAGCUGAGAAGAAUGUCCCGUCGCGACCUCUGGUGUGUGCAGUUCUAGACCUCAUGGUGGAAUUCGUCGUCACUCAUAUGAUGAAAGACUUCCCAAUGGAUCUGUACAUGCGUUGUGUACAGGUUAUCCACAAGCUGAUCUGCUACCAGAAAAAGUGCCGGAUCAGGUUACACUACACAUGGAGAGAACUGUGGUCAGCUCUGAUCAACCUUUUGAAGUUUCUGCUGUCCAAUGAAACUGUUCUGUUGGCCAAGCACAACAUCUUCCAUCUGGCCCUGCUGGUGGUGAACCUGUUCAACAUGUUCAUUACGUAUGGAGACACCUUCCUGCCCACCUCCAACAGCUACGAUGAGCUCUACUACGAGAUCGUCCGCAUGCACCAGGUGUUCGACAACCUCUACUGCAUGGUUUUAAGAGUGUCGACCAAUGCAGGCCAAUGGAAAGAGCCAGCCAGUAAAGUCACCCACUCACUGGUCAAUGUCAGGGCCAUUAUCAACCAUUUCAACCCCAAGAUUGAGUCGUAUGCUGCAGUGAACCACAUCUCCCAGCUUUCGGAGGACCAGGUUCUGGAGGUGGUCCGGUCCAACUAUGACACAUUGACCUUGAAGCUGCAGGAUGGCUUGGACCAGUAUGAGAGAUACUCUGAACAACCCAAGGAAGCGGCCUUCUUCAAGGACCUGGUGCGUUCCAUCAGUCUGAAUGUGAGGAAGAAUGUGUCUUUGAACACGUUGAGUCAGGACAUCCUGCUCAAGGAGUUCUCCACCAUCUCCUGAGAGGGAGGGGUUAAACCUGACGACACACACACACACACCUCCUGUCUCACACUCACAUGCACACACGGUUACCCUUUUUACCUCUCCCACUGACUCCCUCUGUACCUGCAUGUCACCUCCAAACACCAUCACCAGAGAUGAAUGGACCGGCGAUGAAAAAAUCCACACACUCCUCUGGCCUCUCUCCUCUCCAGCCCAACCCCCCCCUCUCGGUUCGACCGAAUGGUGCCAACUCCGGAAAGCUGCUCGACUGCUCCCCCCGGAGUCCUCAUGGCUCUGGGGAAAGUCUGACUGACCGGUGGCGGUUGUCCUGGAAGUCUGUGUGUGUGUGUGUGUGUGUGUGUGUGUGUGUUUCUCAAUGGUUUCAACACACAGGAAUUGUUCGGAGUGUGUGCCGUUUUACACUGGUUGUGCGUGUGUUUUGGCGGGACUGUUACCAGAUUUGUUCAUGCAGAUAUUCAACUUCUGUCCCAAACGACACCCAGUUCCCCGUGCGGUGCAUUUCAUUGGACUGGGCCCAGUAGAACUCAGUACUUGUCAGUGGUGCACCAGAUGGGUUUUAAGGUUCCAUUUGGGAUGACGCGUUGUAACGUUUUAACUUCCUUUGUCCAAACUGAUCAGUGGACUUGAAUGUGUUUUUUCUUCUUUUUUUGUUUUUUUUUUGAAACUUUUAGUUGUAAAAUAUAAAUUUGGUUGUUCGUUUAUUGCUCAACACUGUCCUUCCGUUGCUAGGCGACUGGUCCCAGCAACUGUGAAGGACAUGAACAAAUGAUGCGAGACCAUUUCUGAGUUUCUAACAUGCAACCUUUUUUCUCCGAUUCUGAAAAAAAAAGAAAUACACACAAAAAAAAAACAAUGAAGUGUUUCCUUGUGACUAAAUGUUUGUGUGGGAGCUAACUAUAUAUAUUUGUUUAUUUCCUCCAGAUUUUGAAUAUCUAAGUUGUUAUAUAUUUUUUAAUUUACUUUGUCCUCAGAACACAUUAACACUAGUUUCAUCCCUGCUGACAUUACAAGCUAACAGUCCAUGAAGUGCAACAGAAUGUACAGUCGCUGCUCAGCAUGGUGGUUCUGGGCUACUUCCAUAAAGCCAAUGAAGACAUUAUGUGACAGACAUUUUGGUUUGUGACCACAACACGGGCCGCGUUCACAAGCUUUGCGUGUAGCUAACGCUGGUGACAUCCAGCAUUAGCUGUCCCCUGUAGGUGUCAGGUAUAUGGUAAAGUAAACCUGUAAAAACUGAUCCUGGGACCGUUUGGCGUUUUGCCCCACUGACAGUUAGGGUUUGGGAAUUCAAAGAUGUUCCUGGAAUCAACGUUGUUUCUAGGAGAAACUUCAUAAGGACCCUAGUUGCUCAGAAACUCGUUCUGCUAACCUUGCACCCACAUUUGUGGUCUUGAACAAAGCCCUGCACAUGACUUUUGUCUGAGGACCCUUUUAUUGGAGACAGAUGAAACAUUAUGCAACUCUCUAUUUUAACGUAGGAUUCUCUCUGUUUUUCUUCUAACCCCUGUAGUUAGUAUGCUAGUGUUAUUUGUGUUUUUUAAUAAAAGUUGGUUUCACUCCCUCA